CAACAGCACAGUCUCUUGCUCUGAAGUGGAAGCAAGCAGAAAAGGAGACUAGUGUCGCCCUGAGGAGAGGACAGCUUAGAGCAGACACUCGCGCUGUUGGAGAUGUGGAAAUCUGUAGUUGGACAUGAUGUAUCUGUUUCCGUGGAGACCCAGGGUGAUGACUGGGACACAGACCCUGACUUUGUGAAUGACAUUUCUGAAAAAGAGCAGCGUUGGGGAGCCAAGACCAUUGAAGGCUCUGGACGUGCAGAACACAUCAAUAUCCACCAGCUGAGGAGUAAAGUGUCAGAGGAGCAUGAUGUUCUCAAGAAGAAGGAGAUGGAAUCAGGACCCAAAGCAUCCCAUGGCUAUGGAGGUCGAUUUGGGGUGGAAAGAGACCGAAUGGACAAGAGUGCUGUGGGCCAUGAAUAUGUUGCCGAGGUGGAGAAGCAUUCUUCACAGACUGAUGCUGCCAGAGGUUUUGGCGGGAAAUACGGAGUUGAAAAAGACAGGGCUGAUAAGUCUGCAGUUGGCUUUGAUUACAAAGGAGAAGUGGAGAAACACACGUCGCAGAAAGAUUACUCACGUGGUUUUGGUGGCCGUUAUGGAAUAGAGAAGGAUAAGCGUGACAAGGCAGCUCUGGGAUACGACUACAAGGGAGAGACAGAGAAACAUGAAUCCCAAAAAGACUAUGCAAAGGGCUUUGGCGGUCAGUAUGGAAUUCAGAAGGACAGAAUGGAUAAGAGUGCUGCUGGUUUUAGUGAAAUGGAGGCUCCAACAACAGCUUACCAGAAGACAACACCCAUAGAGGCUGCUUCUAGUGGUGCCCGUGGAUUGAAAGCAAAAUUUGAGUCUAUGGCUGAGGAGAAGAGGAAACAGGAAGAAGAAGAACAGGCAAAGAAAAUGGCCAAGCAACAGCAGGAGAGAAAGACCCUAGUAAAGAUAAGCCAUGAGACCCAGCCGCCAGCUACCACUGCAGGAGAGCCAGUGGUGCCAGCUCCGUUGCCUAAGAAAAUAUCUUCAGAGGCCUGGCCUCCAGCAGGAACCAGUCUCUCAUCAGAGCCUGACCCGAUGAAAACCGACAGGAAGCACCCAAUGACUGCUCUUCCCUCAAGGCAUAAUCCACCAGAGGACAAUGAGGAGCCCCCAGCCCUGCCCCCUAGGACUCCAGAGGGCUUCCAGCUACAGGAAGAGCCAGUGUAUGAAGUAGAGCCUGAGCCAGAAUAUGAAGCAGAGCCCGAGCCAGUGUAUGAAGCAGAGCCAGAGCCGGAGCUGGAGCCGGAGCUGGAGCCUGAGAAUGACUAUGAGGAUGUUGUGGAAGUGGGUGCCCAUGAGCAGGACGCUGGGCCAGAGGGGGACUAUGAGGAUGUUUUGGAGCCAGAAUCUUCUUUCCCCUCCACUGUGCCUGGAUCAGCAGGCUGCCCAUCUGGGACUGGGGCUGGACUCUCAGCUGUAGCUCUCUAUGACUACCAAGGAGAGGGAAGCGACGAGAUUUCCUUUGAUCCAGAUGAUGUCAUCACUGAAAUUGAGAUGGUGGAUGAGGGCUGGUGGCGUGGACGUUGCCGUGGACACUUUGGACUUUUCCCUGCAAAUUACGUUAAGCUCCUCCAGUAACCAGCACCCCCCACCCCGUCUUCUGUACUGUGACAUCUGGUGUCCAAAAUGACUCUGUUUGUACCCUUUCAUUCUUGCUGCAGUUGAAACAAUGUCAAGAGUUUCCCGAGGCUCUUACACAGGUUUUCCUGGCUUGAAGUAGAGGGAGCUAGAGGAAGGGAUCUUCUCCCUCCAAGUCCCGCUCUACCCUAAUGGGUUCACUAACGUAUGUUACAGUCUCCAUCCCCAGGAUUUUCCUCUAACACUUCAAGAUCUUGCUUGCUUCCUGUUUAUGAGUUCUGUGCUUCGCAGUUGGCUCAUAUAGGAAGGUCUGUCCAGACUGCUUGGUUUGCCUGGCUGUGCUGUCUGACCACUUUCAUUCCCUGUGGAGAUAUACCUGAAUCUUCUCUCUAUUCACUCCUCCAAUUGGAAAUAAAGUGUGGUUUAU
Sorex fumeus (smoky shrew) is the source of this 2020-nucleotide messenger RNA. RefSeq names its product hematopoietic cell-specific Lyn substrate 1 (gene HCLS1). Gene Ontology annotation, cellular component: plasma membrane; site of polarized growth; actin filament. NCBI's taxonomy places the organism in Eukaryota, Metazoa, Chordata, Mammalia, Eulipotyphla, Soricidae. The coding region runs from base 103 to 1593 and encodes 496 amino acids. The record is from RefSeq and is a predicted model, not a curated record. Gene Ontology annotation, biological process: regulation of actin filament polymerization. Gene Ontology annotation, molecular function: actin filament binding. The transcript is spliced from 14 exons.